This is a messenger RNA of Rhipicephalus sanguineus (brown dog tick), 2491 nucleotides long. RefSeq lists its product as uncharacterized. The coding region runs from base 99 to 1736 and encodes 545 amino acids. The transcript has 4 exons. The record is from RefSeq and is a predicted model, not a curated record. Lineage: Eukaryota; Metazoa; Arthropoda; Arachnida; Ixodida; Ixodidae.
CUGGUGCGCUGCAGUUUCGACUGAACAAGUGGCGCCACCCACGAACGCGGCGCGCUACUAGCCAGUCGCGUCGAGAGCAGGCGCGUACGGUCGCAAGCAUGGCCGCUCGAAAGGACGAAGGUAAAUCGCGGCCAAGAAGGGCUGGAACUGUGUACUGUUGUGUGUAUGGCUGUCACAACAGCUACAGAAACACUGCGGGAAAGCUGCCGAAGAUAAAGUUCUAUGGAUUUCCUUGGAGGCCCUACGAAACCGAGCGACGGGAGCGCUGGAUCAGGGCGGUGCGACGUGCGAGCCCUGAUGGAGGCCUUUGGCAGCCUGUGAAGAACCAAACUCGCAUAUGCAGCGCCCACUUCGUGGGUAACGAGAGAAGUUCAGUAGCACAACACCCUGCAUACAUUCCGACAAUUUUUCCCGAGUGCUAUGGGAAAGGCGAUGGUGUGAUACCUGCUACGAAGCUUGAAAGAUAUCAGCGACUUGAACGACGUGGAUCUGCAGCUGCGGGAAAGCCACCCGUACACACUGAAACACCAGGUGAAGCUUCACCGCAAGAAGAGUUCAUUCUUGGUGGCACCGAGGAGCGCGUUGCUGGCGACGAGGAGCACAUUGCCUUUGCAUCUGUGACAACUCAAACAGAAGGAAGUCAAACCAGUGGUCCUUGCAGUCUUUUCCUUUCCGUGUCAUCAGGAGGCUCAGCAAGUACGCAGGUGUGCCAUUCAAACAUGACACAUACAGCUGUGCAGGCAACGCCAGCUACAACAACGACAAGCACAGGAUUGGAAGAGCGUAGCUGUGUAUUCCUUGGGUACAACUCUCUUAUUGAUCGGACAGAUGCCUUCAGGGAACUUUGUGGUGUUAGCAGUAAUGUAUUUGCUUUGCUGACAUUUGUGCUUUCACCCAUACAUGUUCGGCGGGUUGACAUACCAGUUUCACAGAAGCUGGUGAUCUUCCUCAUGAAACUAAAGCUUGGUAUUUCAUUCGCAAGCCUUGGAGCACUUUUCGGUUUGCACCGCACUGGGGUUAGCCGUAUUUUUUUUUCCGUAUUGAGCAACUUGUUGACUGCAAUGAAGGAAUGCAUACCAGAGCCGUCUCUUUCUGCUGUCCAAGCAUCAAUGCCAGCAUGUUUUAAGUUACACUAUCCUCGAUGCCGAUAUAUUAUAGACUGCACAGAGAUACGUACUGAAGAGCCACCUACUGUAGAACAAAAAAGGGCCCUGUUUUCACACUAUAAGGGUUGUUAUACAUUGAAGUUUUUGAUAGGAAUUCUGCCAAACGGUGUUGUGACAUUCUUGUCAGAUGCGUAUGGUGGCCGUACAUCUGACACACGCAUCACACUAGAGUCUGGAUUUCUUGACAGGAUAGAACCUGGCGAUAUUGUGUUAGCAGAUAAGGGCUUUCCAGGUAUUAAAGCACCAACUGAAGGCCAGAAAGGGAUUCUGGUUUUGCCACCAUUUUCAAAAGGAAAUGUGCAGUUCACUCAUGAGGAAUUAUUGGAGACAUAUAAUGUUGCUCAGGUGCGCAUACAUGUUGAGAGAGUAAUUCAACGUGUGAAGAUGUUUAAUGUGUUAAAUACAAGAAUUCCUGUUGACCUGAUUCCUCGCAUGGGUGAUAUUAUGCGCAUGUGUUGUAUCCUUGCUAACCUUCAGGCGCCAAUUUUCAGUGAACAAAGCGUGACAGUGAAGAGCCACAUAAGGGCUCCUAAACAAUGUUUGCUUGGAACCAUUUGUUACCACAAAUAAUAUUUCUUGGAUAAAGUGCACCAUUUGCCCAUCCUGUGUGUUGCAAAUCCUGAAUAUUGGCCAUUGCGUGAACUCCAGUGACAUAGGCCAUCAAUUUGCAGGAUAAAGUUGUCUUACUCGUGUAUCUGUCCCCCGAACGACCCAUGAAAGCACAUACCAGAGUCCCAACCAGAGUCCUUUUGGUGUGCCAGCGAAUGCUACUAGUGAUCCAAAGAUGGAUUCAGACUUGAGAGUUGCGAGAACACAAAACUUGUAUUCUGAUCUAUAGGUACACCCAUACACACUCUGGCUAAUUAAACACCAAGAAAACACAGCUGCAUUUCAGGAAUUAAACAACAUAUAUAUGUACUAUAUAUAUUUGAUAUAAAUACACUGAAUUAAUAGAUGAACAUUAUUUACAAUAUCAACAGCCCUGCAGGGGAGACCUGCUGGGCUCAGUUAAAAAAUAUGCUCGCCCAAUCGAAGCAUAAGCACAUGCAAUACAGAAUGAGUCAGAGCACAAAAUGUCCUUUCAUAUUGAUCUGCAUUUGUUUCUCAGCCUGAAGUCCUUGGCGAAACGUAUGCAUUCCAGAAGAAGUUGCUGGUAUGAUGCAGUUCAACGCUGGCUUCAGUAAGCAAUGGCACACACUUUUCUUUAUGUACACUUUGUUGAUUGACUCUCUGUCUACUGCUCUUCUUACAUUGUUUUUUGUUGUUCUGUGGAAUGUGCCUAUUAGCAUUUGUGUGUUGUUGAAAUCACUCUGCAAGACCAUGUU